UCGCCGCGGUGCGCUCUCCAGCCCGGCCGGGCCGAGCCAGCGCUGCGCGCCGAGAAAGAAGACCUGGGCCAGCCAUGCUGUUUAUAUGGACAGUUCCACAGUAAUGAAUCAGUGUGUCUUCAGAGGGAUGGAAGAAAACAAGGAAAGGCCCAGGAGGCAGCGGCAAAACAACUUCCCCAUGUUCUCCUCCCCUAAAGCCUGGAAUUUCAGAGGGCGAAAACGCAAGCAGAGCACCCAAGAUGAGGAUGCUGUUAGCCUUUGUAGUCUCGACAUAAGUGAGCCUAGUAAUAAACGUGUCAAACCCCUUUCCAGAGUCACGUCACUAGCAAACCUCAUCCCGCCCGUGAAGGCCACACCGUUAAAGCGCUUCAGCCAAACCCUGCAGCGUUCCAUCAGCUUCCGCAGCGAGAGCCGUCCUGACAUCCUCGCCCCCCGACCCUGGUCCAGAAAUGCUGCCCCCUCAAGCACGAAGCGGAGAGACAGCAAGCUGUGGAGUGAGACCUUCGAUGUGUGCGUCAAUCAGAUGCUUCCGUCCAAGGAAAUCAAACGUCAGGAGGCAAUCUUUGAGCUUUCCCAAGGGGAAGAAGACUUGAUAGAGGACUUGAAAUUGGCAAAAAAGGCCUAUCAUGACCCCAUGCUGAAACUCUCCAUAAUGACAGAACAAGAGUUGAAUCAAAUUUUUGGAACACUGGACUCUCUCAUUCCUCUACACGAAGAGCUCCUUAGUCAACUUCGAGAUGCUCGGAAGCCGGAUGGCUCCACCGAACAUGUUGGUCACAUCCUCGUGGGCUGGCUGCCUUGUCUCAGCUCCUAUGACAGCUACUGCAGCAAUCAAGUCGCCGCCAAAGCUCUGCUGGACCACAAAAAACAAGACCACCGAGUCCAGGAUUUCCUACAGCGAUGUUUAGAAUCCCCCUUUAGCCGCAAGCUAGAUCUCUGGAAUUUUCUUGAUAUUCCAAGGAGCCGUCUAGUGAAAUACCCUCUGCUUCUUCGAGAAAUCUUGAGGCACACACCAAAUGAUAAUCCAGAUCAGCAACACCUGGAAGAAGCUAUAAACAUCAUUCAGGGAAUCGUGGCAGAAAUCAACACCAAGACUGGGGAAUCUGAGUGCCGCUAUUACAAAGAGCGGCUUCUUUACUUGGAAGAAGGCCAGAAAGACUCUCUAAUCGACAACUCGAGAGUGCUGUGCUGUCAUGGAGAACUGAAGAACAAUCGAGGGGUGAAACUGCAUGUUUUCCUGUUCCAAGAAGUGCUUGUGAUCACUCGAGCUGUCACCCACAAUGAGCAGCUCUGUUAUCAGUUGUACCGGCAGCCGAUCCCUGUAAAGGACCUUCUGCUGGAAGACCUGCAGGAUGGAGAAGUGAGGCUGGGCGGCUCCCUGCGCGGGGCAUUUAGCAACAAUGAGAGAAUUAAAAACUUCUUCAGAGUAAGUUUCAAAAACGGUUCCCAAAGUCAGACCCACUCACUACAAGCCAACGACACCUUCAACAAACAGCAGUGGCUCAACUGCAUUCGUCAAGCCAAAGAAACGGUUCUGUGUGCUGCUGGGCAGGCCGGGGUGCUGGACUCCGAGGGACCAUUCCUAAAUCCUGCCACUGGGAGCCGGGAGCCACAGGGAGAAACAAAACUUGAGCAGAUGGACCAAUCGGACAGUGAGUCAGACUGUAGUAUGGACACGAGCGAGGUCAGCCUCGACUGUGAGCGCAUGGAACAGACAGACUCUUCCUGUGGGAACAGCAGGUACAUUGAAAGCAACGUCUGACAGAGAGCCGCGCGUCUUACUGUACAGUGUUUGCAUUCCACACACGGGACGGUUUGGAGAAGCACUUUUUAAUACUUUUGUGACCGUGUGGACCCCGUCUCUUGUAUCUUUUAUCUUUAUCCCUAGUACUGUAACUGCCAAUCUGUCCGUGUAAGCUGGGGUCUGUGGCAACUCUUACCCUGUAUUGCAUUUCACAAGUGUCUGGAGGGAUGGAGAGGUACUUGAACAAGUUACUUUCACUUGUCCUGCUGGAUUUUAAAAAAUAGAAAAGAAUCUCUAAACUACUGUUUCAUGUAGAUUGCUUAAAGAGAAUCCUCCCUUGUUUCUCUAAUGCUUUUCUAGCUCUUUGACAUGAUAGCUGAAGGCAUGGAAUUUAUAGGGCCUGGCAAACAGGGCAUGAGGAAGUCACUCGUGUAUUGUGAUGGUAUGUGCAGGAAAACGGGAAAAGAUCAGUCCUUGCAGUGAACUUGGUUCAAUGUUGUCCAACCAGAAAGCAUGAAAACAUCCCUGGGGAUGCUGGACACUUAAUUGUGCAAAGGAAGAAGCACUGUGUUGACCUUGCAGUGUCAUCAAGUGCAAAUUUGAUGCAAUAAUCUAUUAGGACGUGGAACAGUGUCUGACCUUGAAAGGACCAGCAUGAAAGCAGCUGCCAGCUCUGAAUCUUGACCUGAAAUGCAUUUGCACCGGGGCGGUGGGGGGUACCUGUCAUAGUUGCUGGCUUGCCUUAGAGAGCCAUUUCUAGCCUAAGACACCAGGAUAGAACUCAAAAGUCCUGGGAAUACUCAGCAGGCUAAUAAGAAGGCCCAUCAUCAUUUUGUUUCAUGUGCCAAGGCCUGCUCAUAUUUUGGAGCAUUGAGGAAGAGGCCGCAGGUGAGUCAGUGACUCUGUUUACAGAAACAUGUGAGAGGAAGAGUUUGGAAGAAGUGCUUCAUCAUGACCUUAGGCGGGAAACAUUAGGAGAAAAACAAGGUCCAGUGCCCUUCUGGGAAAGGCCAGAGCCUUGGGUUUUCCUGCUCUGCUUUUGGGUCAUCACUUUGCCGUCUCUGGCUCUGUGCUAUGAUCAGAGUCAUAAUUACAUUCUCCAUAGGCCAAUUUUAAUUAACUCUAUGAUUAAUUAGGGUCAGUUAGCCAAACUAGUAACCUCUUUGUCUAGCCUUGAUUUACAAUGCAGAGUGGACUGCCGACCUUUAAAAAAAGUUAACUGAAUACACAGAAAAGCUCCCUGUGAGUGUAAAUAUUAAGGAUGACCUGUGCAAAAUUAUUCCCACACCAGCACUAGUAGUAAUGAUUCUAAAUUAUUGCCAAAAAGGUUUUUUUUAAUCUUCUGUGUCUUUCAAGUUUACAGAGAGCAGUAAAUGCUAUGUUAUCAUUUUAUUAUGUACAUCUAACAUGUGCAUUCAAAGAAGCUGUGUGACAAGAUGUAUCAAUAUAAAAACAAGGUAAUAUUACUUAUUUUUCAAAAAUGAAAAAAUAUUGUGGUCAAUUUUACCCUGUAAAACAUAUUUCUGUAUUUAUAGAUUUUAAACAUGGUGAAUUUUUUUUUCUAUUAUGAGUUUAUUUAAAAUUGCUUUGUUUCUCAAAUUGUUAUUGAUUUAGCAAGUGAGUGAACUGCUGCAGAUAGAAGCAGACAUAAGCUGAGAACCGAUGUUUGAUGGUGGAGGAAAGAGUGAAUCAUUCUCUGUAGGAGCCAUCGGCCACUUUGGUCAGUGUGUUGAGACAAGAGGUCCAUUAAGUGCUGGCCUAUGGGAAGAAAGUGAAUGUUUUACUGAAAUGAAUGUUUUUGUAUAAUGGCCUUAAAUUUUUCUGGAAGCAUUUCAAAUAAAUUACAUUAAAAUGUCACCUUCUUUGUGUACAGUAUGUGCCCAACAAAUGUCAAAUUUCAGCUGUCUUCCUGGGAGGUUCUUUCUGGAAUUUUUGCUUGUUGUGCCCAAAUACCAACUCUAAAAUAGGGUGCAGGUUGAAAUAAAUGCUUCAAUUU
Molecule: messenger RNA, 3740 nt
Organism: Neomonachus schauinslandi (Hawaiian monk seal)
Lineage: Eukaryota; Metazoa; Chordata; Mammalia; Carnivora; Phocidae
Gene: ARHGEF3
Product: Rho guanine nucleotide exchange factor 3
Exons: 13
Coding region: 86-1762 (558 amino acids)
Biological process (GO): positive regulation of Rho protein signal transduction; intracellular signal transduction
Molecular function (GO): guanyl-nucleotide exchange factor activity
Source: RefSeq, a predicted model, not a curated record